This is a messenger RNA of Astrephomene gubernaculifera, 1051 nucleotides long. NCBI's taxonomy places the organism in Eukaryota, Viridiplantae, Chlorophyta, Chlorophyceae, Chlamydomonadales, Astrephomenaceae. The record is from the annotation of a GenBank genome assembly.
GUGACGAGUACGCGCUGGACAUCGAAAACCAGUCCGGCUCCCGGCUGGAGGCUAGCGCGGAGGAGCGGCGGCAGCUGGUGCUGGGGCUGGUGCUGCAUGACAAGGCGAAGGGCAGCAUGAGGAGGGGCGACUACGCCACAGCCCUACAGGAGCUCCUCCUAGCCGAGGAGGCCCUCACCUCCUCACCCACCUCCUCCUCCUCUGCUGGCCCCUCCACCUCCUCCUCCGGCCCCUCCACCCUCGCCUCCUUCCUCGCCUCCACCGACAACCUGCCGCUGCUGCGACUCGACCUGGUGUGGGCCGCUUGGCAGCUCCGCGACCUGCGCCGGCUGGCGGUGUGCCGCGAGCGGUUGGCGGCGGUACGACAGGGGCUGGCGGCGGCGCAUGGGCCGGGCGGCGAGCGGUUGAGGAACCUGACGGGCGGUGCGGUGGCGGCGGAGCUGGCGACCUAUCUGCGUCUGGACGUGUGUGAGGGCCUGGUGGCGUACUACGGAGGCGAGGGGCGGGCGGCGGCGGAGGCGUGCUUCAGAGCGGCGCAGGAGAAGUGGCGCAGGCUGCAGGUGUCCGACGAGUCCCUCGCACUGCUGCAGUCCAUGGGUUACGGCCUCAGGGAGAGCCGCCGCGCGUUGCGGUUGAGCGGCGGGGACGUGGGGGCGGCGGUGGAGUUCAUAGCAGCGCAGCAGCGGGCGGAGGAGGAGCGCGCCGCCCGCCGCAAGCGGCUGCACGAUUGGAACCACGAGCGCGUGUUGUACGGCAAGACACCGGUGGGUCAGCAAUACGUGGAUCCGGAGCAGCUGGACCGGCUGGGGUCGCUGGGCUUCCCACGGCGGCUGGCGGCGGAGGCACUGCGGAAGAAUGAGAACCGGGGGCAGGACGCACUGGACGAGCUGAGCAAGCCGGAGCGGCGCCGGGCACUGGAGCUGGAGGUGGCGCUGAGGGAGGGGGUGAUGCAGGCAACCAGCAGCGGGAGUGCGGCGGAGGCAGGGACAAGCACCGGCGGCGGUGAAGGCGCGCUGGCGGCGGGUUCUGGUACGGCAGCUGGCGGCAGCGG